Pleurotus ostreatus (oyster mushroom) is the source of this 951-nucleotide messenger RNA. RefSeq lists its product as uncharacterized. NCBI's taxonomy places the organism in Eukaryota, Fungi, Basidiomycota, Agaricomycetes, Agaricales, Pleurotaceae. The transcript has 3 exons. The coding region runs from base 1 to 951 and encodes 316 amino acids. The record is from RefSeq and is a predicted model, not a curated record.
AUGACCAGGUCCCGGAAAGCCCGCAGUAAGGCUUCCAAAGAUGCUCACCUUGCGAAGUAUCUCGCCUCUGCAAGCCGUGCAAAGGCGUUGAAAGGAUUAGAGGCCAACACAGAACGCCAGCAUAUCCAGUUCAACGACCUGGCCACACGCCUGCCGUCCAACGCCGAAAGGCUCAAUCGUGUUAUCGCACGCAACUUCCCUGGAUUGAACGCGGAGAACUUGCAACCUGCCGACUCAAACCACCGCCUUUUCUUCGCUGAGGAUACAACUGGAAACCCUCUUGCUAUGCGAAUUAGCAACGUCAUCAGCCGUACCACAGCAUUUCGUCUGGAAAAUGCCUGCCGCAAGCUUGAUUCGUUGGGGCCCAAAAUCCACCACCGCGAGGCCAAUCGGUCUGCGACGUCGGCGCUUCAUCUGGGGAUUUGGGAGACUUACGCUGCUCAUCCCCGUGUCUCACGCGACACGAUCGACCAAGAGCCACCGGUGCUGGAUGUGAUUGCCAAAAUCCUAAGGAUUUUGCAGGAGGACGUGGCUCCCAAGCUUGGAGCGUUGCUAAUGGAGCACUAUCCGGCCCAAUGGGCACGUCAAACAACGGCCUAUGACCGUGUGCGCAGAGAACUUAGUCAAGAGUUAGCGGCAAUGCCAUGGCUGGACUUUGGCGGCGCUUUUUUCACGGUGGCCAUCAAAGUUGGGUCCAGCGAGCAUUGGCAUGUAGACCGGAAUGAUGACCGCGGCGGCAGCAUUGCUUGGGUUGUUCCCGUCGGAGAGUUUACCGGCGGUGAUUUUUGCUCCCCCCAGCCACCAACUCGUAUCGCCGUCCGUCGAGGUCAGGUCUUGGGUGUGCAGGCACGACGGCUUAUCCACUGUGGGUUGAAAACGACGGGAGUUUGCCAUGUUUUUACGCUAUUUACGGAUGGGCUUCUGCUCAAGCUUGCGGAGGAAGGAAAGUAG